GGGCCGGGGCGGGCGGAUCGCGCGGAGGGCGGCGGCCUGGGCCCGGCGAGCCAUGGCGGCCCCGGAGCCGGCGCCGAGACGGGGCCGGGAGCGCGAGCGGGAGGACGAGAGCGAGGACGAGAGCGACAUCCUGGAGGAGAGCCCGUGCGGCCGCUGGCAGAAGCGGCGGGAGCAGGUGAACCAGGGGAACAUGCCCGGAAUCCAGAGCGCGUUCCUGGCCAUGGACACGGAGGAGGGCGUGGAGGUGGUGUGGAACGAGCUGCACUUCGGCGACAGGAAGGCCUUCGCGGCCCACGAGGAGAAGAUCCAGACCAUGUUCGAGCAGCUGGCGCUGGUGGAGCACCCCAACAUCGUCAAGCUGCACAAGUACUGGCUGGACGCGUGCGAGGCCCGAGCGCGGGUGGUCUUCAUCACAGAGUACGUGUCGUCGGGCAGCCUCAAGCAAUUCCUCAAAAAGACCAAGAAGAAUCACAAGGCCAUGAACACCCGGGCCUGGAAGCGCUGGUGCACGCAGAUCCUGUCCGCGCUCAGCUUUCUGCACGCCUGCAGCCCCCCCAUCAUCCACGGGAACCUGACCAGUGACACCAUCUUCAUCCAGCACAACGGCCUCAUCAAGAUCGGUUCUGUGUGGUACCGCAUCUUCUCCAAUGCGCUCCCGGACGACCUCCGAAGCCCGAUCCGCUCUGAGCGCGACGAACUGCGGAACCUGCACUUCUUCCCGCCCGAGUACGGCGAGGUUGCUGAUGGCACCGCCGUGGACAUCUUCUCCUUUGGGAUGUGUGCACUGGAGAUGGCCGUGCUGGAGAUCCAGGCCAACGGAGACACUCGAGUCACCGAGGAGGCCAUCACCCGCGCCAGGCACUCCCUGAGUGACGCCAACAUGCGGGAGUUCAUCCUGUCCUGCCUGGCCCGGGAGCCCGCCCGCCGGCCCUCGGCCCACAGCCUGCUCUUCCACCGCGUGCUGUUUGAGGUGCACUCCCUGAAGCUCCUGGCGGCCCACCGCUUCCUGCAGCACCAGUACCUCAUGCCCGAGAACGCGCUGGAGGAAAAGACCAAGACGAUGGACCUGCACGCCGUCCUGGCCGAGAUCCCCCGGGCCCGCGGGCGCCCGGAGCAGUGGCGGUACUCGGAGGUCCCCUUCUUGGAGCUGGACAAGUUCCUGGAGGACGUCAGGAACGGGAUCUACCCUCUGAUGAACUUCGCGACCACUCGGCCCCUGGGGCUGCCCCGUGUGCUGGCCCCGGCCCCCGAGGAGGCCCAGAAGGCCAAGACCCCGACUCCAGAGCCCUUUGACUCGGAGACCAGGAAGGUGAUCCAGAUGCAGUGCAACAUGGAGAGGAGCGAGGACAGGGCCCGCUGCUCACUCUGCUCCUGGUGCUGGAGGACAGGCUGCAUCGGCAGCUCACCUACGACCUGCUCCCAACCGACAGUGCCAAGGACCUGGCCGCGGAGCUCGUGCACUACGGCUUCGUCCACGAGGACGACCGGACGAAGCUGGCCGCCUUCCUGGAGAGCACCUUCCACAAGUACCGCGGGGCCCAGCCCUGACCCCGUGCCCCAGCUCCCAGGAUCAGCCGGGGUGCUGCUGGCUGGCCACAGCGGGUCCACGUUGGGGAGAACAGGGACCAGGACCACUUCUGCCUGGCCCUGCACCCCUGGGGGCUGAGGAGCUAGUGCCCAGCCAAUGAGGGCCUCCAGCUUCCCACAGCAGAGGGCUGAGGCCCCACCUCUGGGAGACCCUGGGGAAGGGGGUGGGGGGCAAUAGGCUUAGCUAUUGUGGAGUGAGAGCGCUUGGGCUGGGGGCUGGUGGUCAGGGCUCCCCCACCCUGCCCCACCUGGCUUCCACCAGUCAGCACCCCUCCCCAUGAUCCUCCACUCUCCUUGGCCAGAAGCCCACCCAGAAGCUGCCGGGCCAGUGCCGGAGUCCCUGAGCCACGGUGCUGGGGAGUGGGGGUCAGCCCUGGACGCCCCGUGUGCUCUGGGAGAGCAGCCAUCCCCGUCGGUGCUGCAGACCCACGCAGGAGCUGGGACCCCUGCCCUGGGCCCGGGUGCAGCAGCUGCAGGAGCGGGCACAGGGCCGGCACCCAGAGCCUUCAGGCGGUGACCCGGCGGGGCAGUGAGAAGGAAGGGCACUCUGAGGAGCCCGAGGCCCCAGCCCUGACGCAGACCACCCUGGAGGCCCCGCUGCCGAUGCCUUUCCCAUCCCCACAGCCCCCGCCAAGGGGCGGUGUGCCCCCUGCAUACCUCGGCCCGGAGAGGUCAGGGGUCAGGUGUCUUCCCACUGCCUCCCUGAAGGCGUGAACCUCCCACUGUCCCUCCCACUCCUCCCUCCGAGCCGAGGGUCCGCAGCUCCCGGCCCCGCGUCUCUGUCCACUCAACUCCGGUCUGAUCUUGGGGGUUUCCGUAUCCUCCCUGAGGCCCUCCCUUCUCCCUGGCCUCCAGGUCACCUCUGGAACCACUUUUCAUCCAUUGUCAAAUUGAGCUAACACGCUGAAGCCCUGUAAGUUGCAUGUAUAAAUUUAAUGCAUUCCAUUUCCUUUUUAAGCAUUUCAGAUGCCAAAUCAGGAAAGCUCACUGCCUGCGUUAGUUUUCCAUGGUGGCCGUACCAAGUUACCACAAACUCCGAGGCUGAAACAACCCAGGCUUCACCACCUAACAGUCCUGGAGGUCGGUCGCCCGGGGCAGCUCUCGCCGGACUAAGUUCAGGGUGCUGACAGGCUGCGCUGCUUCCUGACGGCUCUCGGGGACAGUCCACUUCCCUGCGGCUGUAGGAUCCAGGUCCCCGUUUUCUUGCUGGCUGUGAAUGGAGAGCUGUUCCUGUUUCUAGAGGCUGCUGCAUACCUUGUUUGAGGCCCGCACCCCCAUCUUCAAAGCCGGCAGUGGUGGGCUUGGGUUUGGUCUUUUCCUCGAAGCCAGAAGGUCUCUCUGCUUGGAAAGACUUGCAACGACGUGGUGUCCACGUGGACGAUCCCGGAUAAUCUCCCCACUUCCACUCAAUCCCACCUGCACCGUCCCUUCUGCCAUGUGCAGAAGGGGGGUAGGGUGUGGGCAUCUUUGGGGCAGAACAUUGUUCUGCCUACUCCCCCCCCCAACCGAAAACCAAAAUAAAACCACAAACUUACCAAGUUAUGGCAAAUAAGUUCAAGGUGCAAAUACACCGAAUCUCAAAUUAUCUCAAACAUUUCAAUACUAUUUACAAAAUUACUCAAAUUCUCACAUCUUUCAACUUAAAAUUACAAAUCUGAAAUCACAUCCCCAUUCCAGAUGGAGCCCUGAGGCUCCGCCGCCCGAUUCUGCACGGUCUUCCGUGGCCGCGCCUGUGGCCGAGCGACCCCGAGGGCCCGGUGCCCUCAUCGUCUUGCGUGCUCCUGCGGUGUCUGCUCCUUCGCUCUGGGUUUUAGCUUUUCGAAGCUCUGUAUAUACAUACAUAUACUUUUUGUUUUACAAGUGAAAUGCUUUUUUUUUCUAGGCCAAUAAUGAACAAUAAAAGCAGUCUCUUAUGCUGA
Molecule: messenger RNA, 3506 nt
Organism: Choloepus didactylus (southern two-toed sloth)
Lineage: Eukaryota; Metazoa; Chordata; Mammalia; Pilosa; Megalonychidae
Gene: NRBP2
Product: nuclear receptor binding protein 2
Exons: 18
Coding region: 53-1666 (537 amino acids)
Biological process (GO): endoplasmic reticulum to Golgi vesicle-mediated transport; intracellular signal transduction; protein phosphorylation
Cellular component (GO): cytoplasm; endomembrane system
Molecular function (GO): protein serine/threonine kinase activity; ATP binding
Source: RefSeq, a predicted model, not a curated record